GCUGUGGAUCUGUGCAGCAAACCCCGAGGACAGCGGACAACCUGCCAAAAACAACACAACAGCCACCGCUGACCGUCUCCUAGCUGCUUUACUUUUUUCAGCUGGUUGUUUCUCCCCCGUCCCGACUAUCAGAGGAUGGAGGGAUGAUCAGGACUGACUCCCCCCCGCCGCCGCCUCCUCCUGCUCUUCUUUUACCUCCUCCUGCUGCUCCUCCGCUCAGUCUUCGUGUCUCCUGUCAGCCGUCGCAGCUCUGCCCAGGAUGCGGGCUUCGCUGCGGGACCAGGUUGUGGUGUUUGCGGCCCUGUUGGCGCUGACCACCUGCCUGACAGGCUCUCAUCUGUGCCCAAGAAGUUUAGAUUGUGCCCAGGCAGGACGACACUUCUGUCAGCCAGGCAGCUCUUCCUGCGGCCCCUGCCUACGCCCUCUGGUGGAGAAUUCCUAUGGUCUCUGUGUGGUCAAGCGGAGACAUGGUCCUAAAACUGCUCAGUCUAUUAAAGGUAAGGUGGGCACUUAUCCUCAGCUGGAUGAAGAGAUUGACUUUCUCUCUGCCAUCAUCAAAGAGCAGAGAACCUUGUCAAGGCUGCCAGCUCCACCUUCCCAGGACAUCAUAUCCAAGCAGCUCAGUGAGCCCAGCUCUGCCCCUAGAGCAUUUCUCACAGAGCAGCCCACCAGCCAUAGCUCUACCAGCACGGCUCUACCCACCACAACCACAAACCACACCCCUGCUCUGCUGAGUGAUCCCAUCAUACUCCCCUACCCUUCGAAUGACCGUGUCUUUAUCGUCAUGAGUAGCGUCUUCAUCGUGGCUGGAUCGUUGGCACUGAUCAUAGCAGUAGCUUGUUGGGUCAGAUUGCAGAAUGGUGUGCGUAUAACUCAGAAGUUGGACUGCCCUGCAUAUGGACUGAUGACAGCCCAUACCUUUGACAAUUUGCCUGGAGACAAGAAGCUGGCACACAGUGCUCAGAUGUACCACUACCAGCACCAGAAGCAGCAGAUGCUCUCCUUUGAUAAACACAGGGAUGAGCCAAAAGUUCCUGACUCAGGAGCAUCGACAGAUGAGGAGAACGAGGAUGGAGACUUCACAGUGUAUGAGUGUCCUGGGUUGGCACCAACGGGGGAAAUGGAGGUGAAGAAUCCACUGUUUGAUGACUCCACCCUUUACCUGCAGAGAUUCCACAAGUAAACCUGGACCUAAAGAUAUUUUCAUACUCUGCUGUGCUCUCUCGACCGUUUAACUCGACAAGAUGGAGUAACUAAAGUACAUGGAGGAGAGAGAGGUUUAGGAGUGUCGCGCACUCUGACAUUCAAAGAACGUGCCUGUGCUGGUUUCUCGUUUGAAGCAGGACUGCUCUGGGACCAAUGUGACCCAUUCUACAGCCAUGUUAUUUCUUGUUUUAUGUCACCACUCUUUUUUCCAAACAAACUCUUCUGGUCAGGUAGCAGACACAUAUUAAAACUAAUAUUCUGUGUAGAGCCCAGUACACAGACCAUUUUCUGAUACCACCAAACUACAUUUAAGUAUUUCUAUCUGUUCAUUCACAGCUUUCAUGGAUCUCCGUGUUUGUUUAUCAGCAAGUGCUCCUUUAUUUGUUGAUUUCUCACUGCAGGCUUUGUUUUUAUUUCCUUCUAUGUAUGUAAACUCUUGUUUAUGACUGUGUAUACAUUUAUAUAUAAAAAGGAUCCUUUAGGUCCUGUAAUUUGCAGGUUGGGGGCCUCUGUGGAUCAGGUUUAAGCUGGGUCAACGAA
Messenger RNA from Stegastes partitus (bicolor damselfish), 1746 nucleotides. RefSeq names its product neural proliferation, differentiation and control, 1b (gene npdc1b). Lineage: Eukaryota; Metazoa; Chordata; Actinopteri; Pomacentridae. The coding region runs from base 260 to 1183 and encodes 307 amino acids. The record is from RefSeq and is a predicted model, not a curated record. The transcript has 9 exons. Gene Ontology annotation, cellular component: membrane.